AAACAUUCAAAAAUAAGAAGUAGCCAUCGUAGCCAUGUUGCAAAAAAGCAAAGACAAAAGUUUAUGAAUUAUUGAAUCUUGUUUUUUAUGUUUUUGUGAAAAAAGUAUGUUGUUUUUUCAAGAAAAUAACAUUUUAUUUUAAGAAUUAUCAAAAGAUCCAAUUUCAGGAAACUUGUUUCGAAAAUUUGGAAUUAUUCUUGUAUCAGAAAUAUUUUAUCCAACAUUUUGAAAAUCCAAAAUCUGGAAUAUUUUUGUAUAUAUAAAUAUUGAAAAAGAUGAAAGAAUUUUUGAGGAAUACAAAAAAGAAUAUAAGAGUAUGUGGAAGGAAUUUUACAAGAAUAGUAUCUACUUCAGUGUUCCAUAAUAUACAGGAUCAAUAACCGUUACAAAAGCAAAGGCGCAUAAAUAUCGGCAAGGAUCGACUCUCUUCAGCUAUAACAUAACAGCUCACAGCAAUAGAAGCUAUACUCUCUUAUGUGAUAUUACCUCUCUUUCUUUCUCUCUCUCUCUCUCCGGCUUACCUGGUGAAAAAUGAGAGCCUCUGCAUUUACCUGUACUCAGCUCAGCCAAUCGGAGACAGAGACCUUCCUCGUUGUUGUCCUGUUAAAAGUGAGUGAGAGGAAAAUUGAAACCUUUAAGAGGGAUGGAUAUAAUAUAUAUAGGGAAGGAUCUAUAUAAACUUUAGGUUUUUAAAGAAGGACACCCGAUAUAGGAGGCAUUGUACCGCAGCCGUCAUGCGUUCCAGGCAUGGUUCCAGGUGCUGUUGUUGAAAGCUGAAAGCCAGUCGAGAGACUUGCUUUUGCUAAGGCUAAACUAACACAUUAUAUAUAUUUUUUUCCCCCUUCUCCAUGCUUCAAAAACCGAUUGGUUCUCAAUCCUCGCGGACACUCAAAACUUGCUCUUCCACUCAAAGUGUCGAUUUUCACAAGUAAAAAUUUAACUUUAUCCUUUUUGUUUUGUUUUUUGUUGCCUCAGGCUCGGCACGUGUGUAAUACUUUUUUUUUUCUUUUCAUUUCGCUUUGCAAAAGUGUGUGUGUGUGUGUGUGUGUGUUGAGUAUUCGUGUGUGAGGCAUGUGAGUCACCACGGAUACGACCCACAAGACCAGACGAUAUACUCCACAAUAGUAGACCCGCGUGCAAUGCGGAUACUUGUGCGGCUGCAACUCUAUGUUCAAUUAUUUUAUUAUUAUUAUUGUAAAUAAUAAGAGAAGAAAAAAUUAGGAUUUUUUUCAUCUCUUUUUUUUUUAGUGUCAACUAUUUUUUUUUUUUUUUUUUUUUUUUCUCCAUAGAAAUUUGUGAAGUUGAUGUGUCUGUGUGUGAGAGGGUGAAUAAAAAAAAUCGUUUGGAUAAAAUUAUUAAAGUUUUAUUGAUUUUCUCAAUAAUCAUUGAGGAAUACAAUCACAGGAUUUAUAUGGAAAUUUUAAUAUAAAAUAAAAAUUAUAUUAAUGAUAUAAGUGAAAUUAUAAAAUACACUUGGUGCCUUUUGAAAAGCAAAUAUAGAAAUAUUUGAAUUUUGUGUGUAUGGAAUUCAAGUUCUUUGCGAGAAGAAGAAGCAUUCGAAGAUCCACGCUGAUUUCUGAGGUGGCACAUUGGAAGAGAAAUGAAGAUGGAUCAGACAAAGGACAAUAAAAAAAUCCCUCCAGCUGGAGCAUUGCCAUCCAUUUCAAUGCCACGAGUUCCGGGAAAUUCUUUACCAAAAAGCACUAUAGGAUGUAAGAAAAAAUCUUGGAAACGGAAGAUUAUUCCUUAUCUAGCAUGUCUCGCUCCAUUCUCAACAAUUUUAGCCAUGCUCUUCAUUUGGAACCAAGUCGCUGAAUUCAGUUCCAGGAGGCAAGCAUUCGAUGCAAAUUUAACCAGAGAUUACGUGCUGGACCGUGUUUCAAUGGAUAAUCCCCAAUUGGUCGCAUACAUUCGGGAAGUCGAAUUGAAAGUUACAACUAGACAAGAUCCUUUGAAUGUUUCUCAAACCGAGGAAGAAAAGGCAGUGUCUCAAAUUCUUCAGGGAAAACGUGAUGGAGUUUAUUUAGAAUAUAUUAAUCGAAUGGGAGCAGUAUCAACAACGACCUGGUUAGAGUCAGCCCUGAAUUGGAAGGGAGUAAUAGUGCUGACGGAUCCUAGAAGUUCCUUUCACGUUCGAAAGAGCAAGAGAAACCCAAAAACAAGGGUUCUUCACGCCUGUCUUAGCACAAACAAAAAUACUAAAGAGAUACCUUAUCAUCAGGAGAGUGAGGUACAAGUGACAAAAUUGGGCGAGGGGCCAAAUAGUCUCAUCACACCGGAUGAAAGUUUUCCAACCACGAGACUUAAGUGCUUUCCUUUAUACAGUGUUCUUUUGGCGUAUAACGCCACGCUUAUAGAUUAUCUCAGCUUGGAUAGUUCUGAUGCUCAAGAUGAAGAACAGGUGCUGGACACAAUUCCUUGGGAUAAAAUUCGAAUCUCGGUGCUAUCAAUUCACUGGAGUCCACAUCAUGGGGAAGCUGAGACAAAAAGUUUGAUUGAAAAACUCUCCAGUAGAAGAUAUAAGCUUCAUCCCUCAUCAUACAACGGCAAAUUAAUAUUCCAUUACGCUAGACUUUUGAAAAUAUAAUUUUUAUAAGUUUA
Messenger RNA from Leptopilina boulardi, 2601 nucleotides. Its product is annotated as protein Star-like. Lineage: Eukaryota; Metazoa; Arthropoda; Insecta; Hymenoptera; Figitidae. The transcript is spliced from 8 exons. The record is from RefSeq and is a predicted model, not a curated record. Bases 1601 to 2587 code for a protein of 328 amino acids.